Molecule: messenger RNA, 522 nt
Organism: Capsicum annuum
Lineage: Eukaryota; Viridiplantae; Streptophyta; Magnoliopsida; Solanales; Solanaceae
Product: disease resistance protein SUMM2-like
Exons: 1
Coding region: 1-522 (173 amino acids)
Molecular function (GO): ADP binding
Source: RefSeq, a predicted model, not a curated record
AUGGAUGGAAGGGUUGGAGAACUUCUCGAGAAAAGUAGACAUUUUGGAGAGCUCGUGUUUGAUGCGUAUGAAAGCGAGGAGUGUCCAAUGCAGGUGCAACCAGUUCAGGAGGAAACAUCAAAACAGAAUAUAGAAGUGAUUUGGACGUGGUUACAGGAUGAGAAUGCCUCAAGCAUCCGUAUAUAUGGUAUGGGAGGGGUGGGUAAAACCACUUUGGCAAAGUAUACAUAUAAUCUUCUUCUUGAAGAUAGUCGUUAUCAAGUCCAUUGGCUAACGGUCUCUCAAGGGUUUAGCAUCAAAGGACUACAAGACGACCUUGCCAAAAUUAUGAAGCUGGACCUAUCAGAUGAGGACGAUGAACACAGAAGGGCGGACCGAUUAAACCGGGCAUUCAGACAAAUGAAGAACAUUGUUAUCAUAUUGGAUGAUGUUUGGGAUCGGCUUAGCUCGGAGGAGUUGGGUUACCCUCUUUGUGAGGAGGGAUGCAGACUGAUUCUAACAAGCCGCUCUUCUGAAGUCUGA